GGAUGGAAUCCACGGAGAAGUGCGAGGCCGUCAUCACCCACUUCAACGGGAAAUUCAUCAAGACCCCCCCGGGGGUGCCAGCCCCCCCAGACCCCCUGCUCUGCAAGUUUGCUGAUGGGGGGCAGAAGAAGAGGCAGAGCCAGGGCAAGUUCGUGUCCAACGGCAGAGCCUGGGCCCGGGACGGCGACACGGGCACCGUGACCUUGGCCUACGACCCCUCCACGGCGCUGCAGAACGGGUUCUACCCCGCGCCCUACGGGCUGGCCCCCGGCCGGAUGCUGCCCCCCGCCGCCCUGGCCCCCUACCUGCCCUCCCCGGUGUCCUCCUACCAGGUCCACGGCCCCACCUGGAUGCACCAGUCCUACCUCGUGCAGCCCACGGUGAGCCACGCCCCCGUGACACGCCCGGUGUCCUGUCUGGUGCCACGCCCUGCGCCACACCCAGUGCCACACCCGGUGUCAUGCCUGGCGCCACACCCUGUGCCGUGCCCUGUGCCCCACCCAGUGCCCCACCCAAUGCCACACCCAGUGCCACGCCCAGUACCACACCCAGUGCAGUAUGCAUGCAGUAUGCAGUGCCACGCCCAGUGCCACGCCCAGUACCACGCCCAGUGCCACGCCCAGUGCAGUAUGCAGUGCCACGCCCAGUGCCACGCCCAGUACCACGCCCAGUGCCACGCCCAGUGCAGUAUGCAGUGCCACGCCCAGUGCCACGCCCAGUACCACGCCCAGUGCAGUAUGCAGUGCCACACCCAGUGCCACGCCCAGUACCACGCCCAGUGCAGUAUGCAGUGCCACGCCCAGUGCCACGCCCAGUACCACACCCAGUGCCGUGCCCAGUGCCCUGCCUGA
Molecule: messenger RNA, 851 nt
Organism: Pyrgilauda ruficollis (rufous-necked snowfinch)
Lineage: Eukaryota; Metazoa; Chordata; Aves; Passeriformes; Passeridae
Product: RNA-binding motif, single-stranded-interacting protein 1-like
Exons: 6
Coding region: 3-851 (282 amino acids)
Source: RefSeq, a predicted model, not a curated record